Triticum turgidum subsp. durum (durum wheat) is the source of this 357-nucleotide messenger RNA. The record is from the annotation of a GenBank genome assembly. NCBI's taxonomy places the organism in Eukaryota, Viridiplantae, Streptophyta, Magnoliopsida, Poales, Poaceae.
AUGAACGUGUGGGCCAUCGCCCGUGACCCGGCCUCAUGGGGCCCCGACCCAUUGGAGUUCAGGCCGGUCCGCUUCCUCCCGGGCGGAUUGCAUGAGAGCGCGGAUGUGAAGGGGGGCGACUAUGAGCUCAUCCCGUUUGGGGCGGGUCGGAGGAUAUGCGCAGGCCUCGGCUGGGGCCUUCGGAUGGUGACACUCAUGACUGCCACGCUGGUGCACGCAUUCGACUGGUCCUUGGUUGAUGGAACGACGCCCGAAAAACUCAACAUGGAGGAGGCCUAUGGUCAGACCCUGCAAAGGGCCGUGCCUCUAGUGGUUCAGCCUGUGCCUAGGUUGUUGUCGUCGGCGUACACAGUGUGA